UCUCUCUCUGUCUCUCUCCUUUUCCCCUCCCCAACCCCCGGUAGAGGCGCGACUGCUACCCGGGAAGGGGGCUCACUCCGAGUUGCGAGGGGAGGUAAUUUACUCAGAAUAAGAGGCCGCCUUUAGGAAGUAUAAAUAGUGAGACUUCAAGCGCAGCCUCGCUAUCAGAUCUGAACUCUCCGCAGGAAGAAUUGUCAAAGAUCUUAACAUUGAACAAGCGCGCUCCGGCAGGGAAGCAUCAGUUCCCAUUUCCCUCCAGCGGCCCCCGCCCCUUCUCUUCUCCUCCUUCUCCUCCUCCCUCUCCUCCUCACCCUUCUCCCCCUCCUUCUCUUCUUCCUCCUCCUCCUCUUCUUACUUCUUUUUCUCCUUCUACUUCUCCUCCUCUUUCUUCUUUCUUCUCCUCUUUUUCUUCUUCUUCCUCCUCCUCCCUCUCCUCCCCCACCUCCUGUCCCAUUGAUGUGUUAUUAUUGGGGGGGCUGGAGCAGUAAAAAAAGAAGAAGGAAAAAAAGAGCGGGGCUCUGCUGGCAGAGGUUGAGCGCCGGGCUGACGUGUGGCGGCAAUGGAAGAACUUACGGCGUUCGUCUCCAAGUCUUUUGACCAGAAAGUGAAGGAGAAGAAGGAGGCGAUCACGUACCGGGAGGUGCUGGAGAGCGCGCCGCUGCGCGGGGCCAAGGAGCCGACCGGCUGCACCGAGGCGGGCCGCGACGACCGCAGCAGCCCGGCAGUCCGGGCGGCCGGCGGAGGCGGCGGCGGAGGAGGCGGAGGCGGAGGAGGCGGAGGAGGCGGAGGAGGUGUAGGAGGAGGAGGAGCAGGCGGAGGAGCUGGAGGAGGGCGCUCUCCCGUCCGGGAGCUGGACAUGGGCGCCGCCGAGAGAAGCAGGGAGCCUGGCAGCCCGCGACUGACGGAGGGUAGAAGGAAGCCAACGAAAGCUAAGGUCCAGGCUACGCUGCUUCUCCCGGGCGAGGCGUUUCGGUUUCUUGUGUCCCCGGAGCUGAAAGAUCGCAAAGAGGAUGCGAAAGGGAUGGAGGACGAAGGCCAGACCAAAAUCAAGCAGAGGCGAAGUCGGACCAAUUUCACCCUGGAACAACUCAAUGAGCUGGAGAGGCUUUUUGACGAAACCCACUAUCCCGACGCCUUCAUGCGAGAGGAACUGAGCCAGCGACUGGGCCUGUCGGAGGCCCGAGUGCAGGUUUGGUUUCAAAAUCGAAGAGCUAAAUGUAGAAAACAAGAAAAUCAACUCCAUAAAGGUGUUCUCAUAGGGGCCGCCAGCCAGUUUGAAGCUUGUAGAGUAGCACCCUAUGUCAACGUAGGUGCUUUAAGGAUGCCAUUUCAGCAGGAUAGUCAUUGCAACGUGACGCCCUUGUCCUUUCAGGUUCAGGCGCAGCUGCAGCUGGACAGCGCUGUGGCGCACGCGCACCACCACCUGCAUCCGCACCUGGCCGCGCACGCGCCCUACAUGAUGUUCCCAGCGCCGCCCUUCGGACUGCCGCUCGCCACGCUGGCCGCCGAUUCGGCUUCCGCCGCCUCUGUAGUGGCGGCCGCAGCAGCCGCCAAGACCACCAGCAAGAACUCCAGCAUCGCCGAUCUCAGACUGAAAGCCAAAAAGCACGCCGCAGCCCUCGGUCUGUGACGCCAACGCCAGCACCAAUGUCGCGCCUGCCCCGCAGCACUCAGCCUGCACGCCCUCCGCGCCCCGCUGCUUCUUCGUUACUCCUUUGAGACCUCGGGAGCCGGCCCUCUUCCCGCCUCACUGACCAUCCCUUGUCCCCUUUCGCAUCUUGGACUCGGAGAGCCAGACUCCAUGCAGGACCAGGGAUCUCACGAGGCACGCAGGCUCCGUGGCUCCUGCCCGUUUUCCUACCCGAGGGCCUAGAAUUCGGUUUUGUAGGAGCGGGUUUAGGGGAGUCUGGAGAGAGACUGGACAGGGGAGUGCUGGAACCUCGGAGUUUGGCUCACCGCAAAGCUGCAACGAUGGACUCUUGCAUAGAAAAAAAAUCUUGUUAACAAUAAAAAAUGAGCAAACAAAAAAAUCGAAAGACAAACCGGAGAGAAAACGAGAAAGGGAACUUAUUUCUUAUUGCUAUUUGGCAGAAGCUGAAAUUGGAGAACCAAGGAGCAAAAACAAAUUUUAAAAUUAAAGUAUUUUAUACAUUUAAAAAUAUGGAAAAACAACCCAGACGAAUCUCGAGAGACUGUGGGGGAGUUACCAACUUAAAUGUGUGUUUUUAAAAAUGCGCUAAGAAGGCAAAGCAGAAAGAAGAGGUAUACUUAUUUAAAAAACUAAGAUGAAAAAAGUGCGCAGCUGGGAAGUUCACAGGUUUUGAAACUGACCUUUUUCUGCGAAGUUCACGUUAAUACGAGAAAUUUGAUGAGAGAGGCGGGCCUCCUUUUACGUUGAAUCAGAUGCUUUGAGUUUAAACCCACCAUGUAUGGAAGAGCAAAAAAAGAGAAAAUAUUAAAACGAGGAGAGAGAAAAAUAAUGUUAACACAAAAAUGAUGCCACAGACAAUGAUUUCUCUGAGAAAUUAUUAUGGCAAAACUGUCUGGACUGCUGACAGUAAAUUCCGGUUUGCAUGUUACUUGUAUUCCAUUGAUGGUGUGUCUCCUCCCACCCCCUUAUCUCCCAUGCACUCACUCCAUUUUCAUCUUCACUACGAAAAACAAUACCAAAAGCAUCUGGAAAUUGAUAUAUAUAUAUUUGCCCUGUCUUUGAUCCUGGGGAACAAAAGAAAAAAGUCUGAAAGGGAAAAAAUUACACUCAUUGUCCUAAGAAGACAGAGGUGGGCAGAAUAUGUGGGGAAAGGAAAAGGAAAACAAGACCACCAAAUGAAAUAAUGAAGGUACAGCGCCUCGCUGUGCCAGACACAGUAGGCGCUCAAUCAGUGUUAGUUCCCACCAUUCCCCUUUUCUUGUGUUCCUUCUUGUUGGUUUCCUGAAGUUCUAUUUGAAGACAGUGCUUUAUUUCCCCCUCUCUAUCCCGUCAAAUUCACCUUAAAUAACACCCAGCUAGAUACAGGCACUAGGUUUGUGUAAGAUAUGUUGAUACACACGAACAAAGUUUAUUUUGGCUAUAAUGUGUGGACUGACUUUAAACAUUUGCAUUUUAUCUCACAAAGGUGUAUCUAUUCAAGUAACCUUGUUUUUUUGUUUUGUUUCUUUUGGUUGUUUGUUUCAAUUCAUGUGGCUAUUUAAACUGGGAUACCUUGAACUAAGCCAAUCUGUAUCCCAAUUCGCUAGCAAGCCUAAGUUUGUGGGUUUUUGUUUUUGUUUUUGUUUUACCUUCUAAUUUACAAGAAAGAGGAAAAGCUCUUCUGACUGAACUUCGGUAUGCGGUUGAGCUUUGUAACUAUUUGUUCUCCAUGAAAACAAUAUUAUUUAUAUUUGACAUAUUUUUUUCUAGUGUAUUAAGUUAUUUUAAACAAAAGAUGUUAUCUCAUGACGUGCUGUCAGUACAAAAUGUGUCGCCUCCAAUUCUGUUAAACCUUUUAAAUAAGUGCCAAGUUAUUAAUUGAAGACACUUUGCGAUCAAUUGAAUGAAAAUAUCGUUUCAUUUGAUGGGGUUCGCGUCAUCUUUGUUCCUGUUACUAUUAAAAUAUCUGGGAUAGUC
Molecule: messenger RNA, 3607 nt
Organism: Symphalangus syndactylus (siamang)
Lineage: Eukaryota; Metazoa; Chordata; Mammalia; Primates; Hylobatidae
Gene: SHOX2
Product: SHOX homeobox 2
Biological process (GO): regulation of transcription by RNA polymerase II
Cellular component (GO): nucleus
Molecular function (GO): sequence-specific double-stranded DNA binding; DNA-binding transcription factor activity, RNA polymerase II-specific
Source: RefSeq, a predicted model, not a curated record